Cephus cinctus (wheat stem sawfly) is the source of this 1758-nucleotide messenger RNA. It is a transcript of the gene Ggamma1, whose product is annotated as guanine nucleotide-binding protein subunit gamma-1. The record is from RefSeq and is a predicted model, not a curated record. Lineage: Eukaryota; Metazoa; Arthropoda; Insecta; Hymenoptera; Cephidae. The coding region runs from base 340 to 552 and encodes 70 amino acids. Gene Ontology annotation, cellular component: heterotrimeric G-protein complex. The transcript has a single exon. Gene Ontology annotation, biological process: G protein-coupled receptor signaling pathway. Gene Ontology annotation, molecular function: G-protein beta-subunit binding.
AUCGAUUUUCACAACAACCGGAUGUCAGCUGUGUAAUCGAAAAACUUAAUUUGUAUCGACCUUGCAGGAAAACGACAAUCAGCCAUUAAUUGUUAGCGCUGUGAACCUAAAAACUUGCAGUUUACUUUGACUCAGUCAAAUUUAAACUUAUAAAGUAAAUUCUAGAAGGAUUUCGAACACUAUAUAAGAACUGUGAGCAGUCGGUGUACAGUGUAUCCCACUGUAUUGUUUGUGAGCGUCCCUAAUUAAGGGUUGUGCUUCCUAGGCCAUAAAGGCCGUUAUUUCUUCUUUCAAGUGUUGUGACCACGCCCAAAAAUAGGCCUCUCGGACACGGCUGUUAUGGACAUGGUGAUCACAAAUUUACAACAGCAACGUCAAGUGACUGAGCAGUUGCGCCGUGAGGCCGCGCUCAAAAGAAUCACCGUCAGUAAAGCUGUCGAAGAUAUCAUGAAGUACAUAACGGAGCACGAACAGGAAGACUGCCUACUCGUUGGCUUCUCAUCGCAGAAGUCAAAUCCUUUCCGGGAGAAGAGUUCCUGUAGCAUUCUCUAAGGUCAUCAUGCAUCUCUACGUCAAGAAAAUAAUUUAACGAUGUUCUAUUAUCUAUAUUUCUCAUUCAAACUGUUCCUAUCGUAUUUGUAUACAACAGAGAUUUUGCAGAAUGGCGUUUUCUUAUGACUCCUAAAGUUUUUCCAAUUUUCUGUAUUUAUAUUUAUACUUGUAUAAGUUUGUCAUCAUUGACUGACCAAAUGUAAGGACAGAGUUCCUCUUUUUUAAAAUAUGCCAUUGCUAACAUCAAGAAUCUCUGCCAUUGAUAUUUAAUAACUAUGGCCUAUGACAUUGAAUUUAAUAGAAUUGGAUCUGAACGAUACAUAUUACUUUACAGCUUCAUGUAAAAUGUAAAAGCACUAAUUGAAAAUCCAUUUAUCGUGCAGAUAUUAGCCUAGCAGUUUCUAUAAUUCAUUAUGCAGGACUUUGAUCACUUGUAAUACAAUGAUUGUUUGAUAAAUGUUGUAAAGUCUAGUGUUCUACAAAAUUCUGGUUUUGUCGUUUAACAAAGUUCACUUUUUAAUUAGUCGAUACUGCUACUCCAUUGUUUUUGAUUACACAUAACAUUAUUGAAAAACAUGUUGAUAUGAAAGUGACUAUAUGUAAUGUGUAACAGGAAUCAUGUCACAAGUGACACAAUUCAUUGGUAUAGAAAAAAUUUAAACUAUCUUCAUCAAUGCCAAAAUAGCAGUAUAUCUUAAACUACUCUAUAUUUUUAUAGAACAUAUACAAGACCACAUUUAAUUACUAUUUACACAUCUUGUAAGUAAAACUCAUCUAAUACAAAGCAAGUUAAAGCAAGUGAACAACUUAAAUCUGCUACAAGCACUGCUUUUGCACGAUUAUGUCCAUCAGUCAUAUCACUUUCAGAAAAAACACAAGCAGCUUUGAAAUCUGACGAAACCAGUGCAAAGCUGAUGCAUCCGCGUUUACAAACCCAUUAGUUUUCUGUGCGAUGUAUUCUGAUUCUAUUGUGUAAUUAUCUAUGAAGGACAAUUAACAUAAUUUUAUAUCAUGAUUGUGUCACAGAUGAUCAGACUAUUUUCAAUUUUUUUUUACAAUAGUAUAAAAGAGAUAUCAUUGAAGCACACUGCAUAUUUUAUACCUAUUUCUGUAUAGAUGAUUUACAAUAUAAAAAUUACAUGUUUAAGACAAUAUGUACAAUAUGUAUGGUUCUAAUUUGUGCCAAUAAAUUUGUGCGUAAAAAGA